AUGGCAAAUUUUAAUAGAUAUUCCUUUUUGGUUUUGGUAUACAUAUUGGUUGUAUAUAAAUAUGUAGAAAGUUUGAGAAUGCAUAAGCCAGUUGAGUAUACUAUUAAGGAGCAUGCAAAUAAAAAUAUUAACAAAGCAAAUUCUAAUUUAAAUAAAAAUACAUGUAAUAAUGGUGAGAAUAUAUGUAAUAAUGAAUUAAAAAAUGAAAAUAUAGGUAAGGAACAAUCCGCAAUUAAUGGACAUAAUUUACAAGAUUUGAAGAAUGGAAACAAUGAAAAAGACAUUUUAAACAAUAUAUCGAUAUCCGAAAACGUUCUUGAUAAUUCUAAGGAAGUUUGUGAAUUUGUUGUUAUGAAAAAUAAUUACUUUAAAAACUUUUGUGCAAUGACACAUUUAUACAAAGAUAUAUUAAAAUUAAAAAACACAAGCAGUAAAUUAUAUGACGAUGUUACAAAUGUUUCAUAUGAAAAUGGAGAAAUAUCUGAAUCCAAAGUUUUAAAAAGUGAUGGAGAUAAAAAAAUUGUUAUUGAAAAUGAUGCUCAUAAUCCUAAAAUUUCCAUAUUAUAUUUAUUUGAAAAAUUAUGUGUUGGUGGUAUUCCAUUAGCUUGUGCUAAUAUAUUAAAAGUAGAUAAUGUUUUUGAUAUUAAUCAAUAUGGUAACGAAAUAGAUGACAAAGAAUUAAAUGAUAUUAAUAUAGAAAAUGAUUUAAUUAAUUCAGAAGAUUCGAAAAAUACAUUUGUAGAAAAUGUGUCAGAUUUGACCGAAUAA
Messenger RNA from Plasmodium yoelii, 768 nucleotides. Its product is annotated as rhoptry neck protein 12. The coding region runs from base 1 to 768 and encodes 255 amino acids. The transcript has a single exon. Lineage: Eukaryota; Apicomplexa; Aconoidasida; Haemosporida; Plasmodiidae. The record is from RefSeq and is a predicted model, not a curated record.